Molecule: messenger RNA, 6723 nt
Organism: Orcinus orca (killer whale)
Lineage: Eukaryota; Metazoa; Chordata; Mammalia; Artiodactyla; Delphinidae
Gene: KIF18B
Product: kinesin family member 18B
Exons: 16
Coding region: 4022-6661 (879 amino acids)
Biological process (GO): microtubule-based movement
Molecular function (GO): ATP binding; microtubule motor activity; microtubule binding
Source: RefSeq, a predicted model, not a curated record
GGCCCCUUCCGAACAGGGUGGGGGGAGGUGCGGGGAGAAGGCCCUUCCUUCUAUACCUGCACGGGAGAUCGGGACCCUCUGCUGAUUUGUACAGGACCUAGACUGGGCCCUCAUGUCUGCAUCCGGGCCCAGCCCUCUGUACAUCCGCUCUGAGAAAGGUACCCCUGCUCAUACGUAAGGACGAAUUGGGUCCUCCCGCGCACUAGAACUAGAGACGUGGGACUCUCUGCACAUCUGUAAGGAGUAGCUAAGACCCUCGCUGCACAUCUGUGCAGAACUGAUUGCAGAGCUGUGCCAGGGGCCGUAACUUAGUUACUGGGGCACCCAGUAAAUAUUUGAUUGAAUAAAGGAAAGAGUGAAAGAAGAUCUGCAUGACGGAAAACCAGGCCUUCUGCUACUGUUCCUAGGAUGCCUUUCCUCUUAGCUUUGACCCUUUAAGGUACUGAAGUGACACGGGAAAGAUAAGCCUGGUCUGUGUCAAGGAAAAUAGGCGAUUUUACUGCAGAUGUUGGUUCUUCUGGUAGGGGGCGAAAUGCUAGUAUGUCAUAUCAAUUCUAAUAAUGAUGGCUAACAUUUAUUGAGCACUUACCCGGUUUGAGUUAACUCAUUUAAUCCUCACAACAACCCAAUGGAAUAGAUACUAAUAUUUACAUUUUACAGGUUAAGAAACAGAGAAGUUAAGCCUAGCUAAGAGGAGAACAUCCACAAAAUUUUUCUGUAUGAGCUUCUCGUGGAUGUUACACUGCUUUCACCCGUCUUAUCACUAUUCUUUUUCCUCUCCGGUCACACAGUCCAUGCUUCAAACAACUACCAAAGUAUCCAGUCCUUCUCUGCCUAUUUCAUGAUUGAAUUCCCCCACCAUCAGAGAGAGAUUUUAAAGUGUCUCGAUUUGUUGGUUUUAUGUUAACCAACCCAGCUCCAUUUUAUACCUUUUUUUAAAAAAAAAGUAUGCCAGUAGCAUAUUUUUAGAGGUCUUAAUAAAAGUUAUCUCUAUCUGGCUACAGAGCAAAUCUAAACAGUUAUCAGAGUAUUGUACAAACCAUAUUCUAUUUCCACAAGCAACUAAGUUUAAAAUAUAAAAGAAAAAGAAACAAACCCACAUUUGGAUUUUUUUAAAAAAAACAUUUAAAUAACUCAGUCAAAUAGGAUAUCAUUAUUCUAAUUAAAAUGUAAUUAGCAUGAAACUGUGAUAAUGCUAUUUAUAAAAUGUGGGGAAUUCAGUUAGAGAAUACUUAAGAGGGAAAUUUAUAGUCUUAAAGGCUUAUAUUAGAACAUGUAUUUUUUCAAGCUGAAAGUGAGGCAAAUAUUCAAUUUUAAUAAGAUAGAACAGAACAACAGAAUUAAAGUGUAGAAAAUAAAAGAAGUUAAGAGCAAAAAUUAAUGAAAUAGAAUUUUCCUAUAUAAUAGAGAUGAUUAACUUAGCCAAAAGCUGUAUCUCUGAAAAGACUAAUAAAAAAGCCAGACCUCUGGUAAUACUGAUUAAGAAAAAAAGAAAAGAAACAUGGAAAAAUGACCUUAGGAAUGAAAAUAGGGACAUAACUUUGGUUACUGAAAGAUUAAAAGAGAGAGAAAGACUUCAAUGGAAACUCUUUUUGAUGAUGCUUUUGGGCAAUUUUCUAGGAAAAACAACUUACCUAAACUGAUUCAAGAAGCUAUGGAAGGGACUUCCCUGGUGGUGCAGUGGUUAAAGAAUCCGCCUGCCAAUGCAGGGGACACGGGUUCGAUCCCUGGUCCGGGAAGGUCCCACAUGCUACAGAGCAACUAAGCCCGUGUGCCACAACUACUGAAGCCCUCGUGCCUAGAGCCCGUGCUCCACAACAGGAGAAGCCACCGCAAUGGGAAGCCCGCGCACCACAACAAAGAGUAGCUCCCAGUCACCGCAACUAGAGAAAGCCCACAAGCAGCAAUGAAGACCCAACACAGCCAAAAAUAAAUAAAAUAAAUUAAUUUAAAAAAAAAGAAGCUAUGGAAAUUUUGAACAAACCUAGGACUACUGAAGAAAUUUAAUUAGUUUUAAAUCUACCUUCACACACAUCAAAAAAACCUACCAAAAAUAUGCAAGCAAUUGAAAUGAUUCUAAUCUUCUAGAAACUCUUCCAAAAAAAAGAAAGAAAGGAAGAAAACAUUUACAGUCUAUUUUUGGGGGGGAGGCGGGGUGCCGCGCAGCAUGCAGGAUCUUAGUUCCCUGACCACGGAUCGAACCUGUGUCUCCUGCAGUGGAAGCUCAGAGUCUUAACCACUGGACCGCCAGGGAAGUCCCCAGUCUAUUUUGUGAUACCAAAAAUGAGGCAAAGAAAAUUUCAAGCCAAUCUCUUUUAUAAAUGUAGUUGUAAAACUCUUAGAUAAAAUACUAGCAAUCAGAAGCCAGUGUUGUAUUUUUAAAAACUGCAUUAUGACUAAAUUGGGUUUAUCCCAGGAAUGUGAGAAUAGUUUAACAAUAGAAGAUCUAUUAAUACAAUUUACACAUUUACAGAUUAAAGGAGAAAACAUAUCCCAUUAGGUACAGAAAUAGCAUUCAAUAACCAUUUAUGAUUUUUUUCAAUGGUAAACUAGAAAUAGAGGUAAAUUGCCUUAAACCAACAAAGAGCAAAAUGAAAGCAGGAAAGAGACAAGAUUGCUCACUAUUGCUGCUUUCAAUAUUGUACCCGAGGUCCCAGCCAGAGCUGUAAGACAAGAAAAAUAAAUAAAAUUGAUUAGAAAGGAAUAAACAAAACUAUCAUUAGUUACAGCCUUAUGAUUGUCUAUCUAUAAAACAAAAGGACACAGCUCCUUCCUCUUUGCUACCACCCAUAGAAAGAAACAGCCAUCUUUGGACGUUUUUCUGUGGGUACUAAGGUGAGGGGGAUUAAGAGCUGCAAAAGCCCAGGUAGAAGGCAGAGCAGGCUAGGAUGAAGAGUAAUGCCUCUGAUGACAGAACAAAGUCAAGGUCUGGCCUUGCUACUUACCAUCCAUGAGACAAUUUCCUUCCUGAGCCUCAGUUUCCUUUGCAGAGUAGGGAUGUAACAAAUGUAUCAAUAACUGCAGAAUGAGAUUGCUGUGAAAGAUAAACGAAACACUUGUAAAGCACUUAGCAUAGUGCCUGACACAUAGUAAGUCCUCAAUAAAUGUUAGCUAUAAUUGUAGUCAUUUUUAGGCUUUUGGCUUCAGACUGCUUUUCUCUGGCCUCUAUUCAUUCACAGGACAGAUAUUAUACAGCAUCUACUGCAUGCUGGAUCUGGCUCCUAGGCAUCUGGGGUGCACAGACUAUAUCAGAAGAGGGUCCUGCUCUCUUGGAGCUUAAGGACCAGAAACACAGUGUACGAUUGUUGUGAAGGAGCAAUGAAGGAGACCACAGUAACCGCUAUACAAAAGUACAACACCCAAGGGCUAAGCACUUUCCCUGCCUUCCGAGCUCCCAAUGUCUGCAGGCAGACCCCCCUCAAGUCCUCAAAAAUUCUUCUCCAGGGGCUUCUGAGGACCUUGGGCUUGUUCUCUCUGUCCCUAUGAGGAUGGGCAGAGGAGGCUACCCUGAAAACACCUGAAUCUUGGCUUCCCAGCCUCAGCUCCGCGGCGAACUAGCCUCCGGGUUUUAAUGAGCUGCCCCAGGUUAGAAACAGGACGUGACUGUGGCUGGCUCAGAACCCUGAAGAUCUUAUUAAAGAAUCAUGUCCCUUGUACUUUGGGCUGAAAAGCUCUUUCCAACCGAGGAUCAAAGCAAACUUGACAAACGUUUUCUCAUUAAUCUCCCAUCCCCCUGGGGCAGGAGCAGAUCGGUAGCUGUUCUCUCUGGCUCUCGAAGGGAGAUGAUGUGACAUCAACGUGGUGUGGCUGGUGGAAAGACCCCCCCACCAGUCAGACAAAACAGAGACCAGGACCCAGGUGUCCUAACUGCGGCCAUGCCAAGUGUCACCCUACCCGCUUCCCACCUCCCACCCCACACCCUCAGCACUGUCUCUGGAAGAAGGAAAACAUCUCAUUAGGUAAACAGUCAGCCUCACUGGUCCUCAGGAGGUGGAGAGGAGAGAACUGUAAAGGUGUUGCCAUGGUGAUGGCGGUGGAAAAUAGCAUGGUGCGGGUCGUGGUGCGGGUGCGGCCCCCCACCCCGAGGGAGUUGGAGAGUCAGCGGCGGCCUGUGGUUCAGGUGGUGGAUGAGCGGGUGCUGGUGUUUGACCCUGAGGAGCCUGAUGGGGGCUUCCUUGGCCUGAAAUGGGGCAGCGUCCUUGAUGGCCCCAAGAAGAAGGGCAAAGACCUGACGUUUGUCUUUGACCGGGUCUUUGGUGAGGCGGCCACCCAACAGGACGUGUUCCAUCACACCACCCACAGCAUCCUGGACAGCUUCCUCCAGGGCUACAACUGCUCAGUGUUUGCCUAUGGGGCCACUGGGGCCGGAAAGACACACACCAUGCUGGGAAGAGAGGGGGACCCUGGCAUCAUGUACCUGACCACCAUGGAACUGUACAGAAGGCUCGAGGCCUGCCGGGAGGAGAAGAGACUCGAGGUGCUCAUCAGCUACCAGGAGGUGUACAAUGAGCAGAUCCACGACCUCCUGGAGCCCAAGGGGCCCCUUGCCAUCCGUGAGGACCCCGACAAGGGGGUGGUGGUGCAAGGGCUUUCCUUCCACCAGCCGACCUCAGCUGAGCAGCUGCUGGGGAUGCUGACCAGGGGGAACCGUAACCGCACGCAGCACCCCACUGACGUCAACGCUACGUCCUCCCGCUCCCAUGCCAUCUUCCAGAUCUUCGUGAAGCAGCAGGACCGGAUCCCAGGUCUGACCCAGGCCCUUCGGGUGGCCAAGAUGAGCCUGAUUGACCUGGCUGGCUCGGAGCGGGCGUCCAGCACCCACGCCAAGGGGGAGCGGCUGCGGGAGGGAGCCAACAUCAACCGCUCCCUGCUGGCCCUCAUCAACGUCCUCAACGCCCUGGCCGACGCAAAGGGCCGCAAGUCUCACGUGCCCUACCGGGACAGCAAGCUGACCCGCCUGCUCAAGGACUCCAUCGGGGGCAACUGCCGCACGGUGAUGAUCGCUGCCAUCAGCCCCUCCAGCCUGGCCUACGAGGACACUUACAACACCCUCAAGUAUGCCGACCGGGCCAAGGAGAUCAAACUCUCGCUGAAGAGCAACGUGAUCAGCCUGGACUGUCACAUCAGCCAGUACGCCAGCAUCUGCCAGCAGCUCCAGGCUGAGGUGGCCGCCCUGAGGGAGAAGCUCCGAGUGUACGAGGCAGGAGCGCAGGCCCCACAGCAGGACUCCUCGCAGCCCCCCAUAGCGGACCCUCCACAUCAACCCCUUCCCAGCUGCCCCUCGCCAUCCCGCCUCCCCAGCCAGCCCUGCACCCCAGAGCUACGCCCAGGGUCGGCAGUCCUUCAAGAGGAGAGCCUGGGGACAGAGGCCCAGGUGGAGAAGAUCGUGGAAGGGAACUCUUCAGAAAGGGAGCAGCUCCCAGAGGACAAGGACGAAGGUCCGGCUGAGGAGGUUCCAAUCCAGGUGCCAGCACAGAACCUCAGACACCCAUUGCCCGGCUCCCCUGACCUGACCCUGCAGCCCAAGCCAGUCGCGGACCACCUCCCACCACAGAACCUGGGCAGCGACCGUUCUAAGCAGUUGGCUCUGAGGGUGUUGUGCCUGGCCCAGCGCCAGUAUUCCCUGCUCCAAGCAGCCAACCUCCUGACCCCUGACAUGAUCGCAGAAUUCGAGAUGCUGCAGCAGCUGGUACAAGAGGAAAACACUGAGCCUGGAGCAGAGGCCACCGCGGAGCCUGACCCGGCCAGGGGGCCACCUCUGGCUCAGGAGCUACGUUCAGAGUCAAAGUCUCCAGGAUACUCCGGCCCUGUGACCCGGACCAUGGCAAAGCAACGGAAUGGCCUCAUACACGCUCUCGGCGUCCCACCCCGGCCUGACCGCACCUCAGCUCAGGCAUCCCAGCGGCCCACAGAGAAGAAAAGGAGGAGACCGAGCCCCUUGGAGCCAGACAGCCCCCCAGACCCGAAGCCCGGGACCAAGCGCCGGCGCCAGUCCCUCCUGCCCUGCCCGAGGAGGGGGACCCCGCCUGAGGCUCGGCUUCCGUGUGGGCCCAUCACCCCCACGGGGGGACGGGCCUCCUCCCCCCGCCAUUCCCCCAACUUCUGCCCAGCCACAGUCAUCAAAAGCCGGGUGCCCCUGGGCCCUUCCGCUCUGCAGAACUGCUCUACCCCUCUGGCCCUGCCUGCACGGGACCUCAACGCCACCUUUGAUCUCUCUGAGGAGACCCCCUCAAAGCUGGGCUUCCACGAAUGCAUUGGCUGGGACAGUGUCCCCCGGGAGCUGAACAGGCUGGCUCAGCCCUUCAUCCCCAGCGGACCCAGGCCCCUGUUCACCGUGAAGGCCCCCAAGCCGGCAACUUCCUUCCCUGGGACCUCAGCUCGCAAGAAGAGGCGCAUUGUGAGUUCCCGCGGCCACAGUCGCAUCGCCCGCCUCCCCAGCAGCACCUUGAAGAGAGCCCCCCUCCAGUCUCCACUCCCCUGGCAACCAGAGGAGCCAGAAGGAACUGUUGAGGGUUGGGAGAGCGCUGUCAGCUGGGAGCUGCUCCACCAAGGUGUCCUGACCGCCGGCCCCUGUUGGUCCCUGGAGCCGCCUAAACCAGGAGCCCUGACCUGCCUUCCUUGGCUCGGAGCAAUUAAUGCCAACGCCCUCUUCCUUUAUUAACAGUCCUCCCCCAGACGUUCAUUCUGCUGCUCACCCUCUUUAUUAAUCUCUUGUUACACUCA